Pseudonaja textilis is the source of this 1551-nucleotide messenger RNA. It is a transcript of the gene PANX3, whose product is annotated as pannexin 3. The record is from RefSeq and is a predicted model, not a curated record. Gene Ontology annotation, molecular function: wide pore channel activity. Gene Ontology annotation, biological process: positive regulation of interleukin-1 production; cell-cell signaling; monoatomic cation transport. Gene Ontology annotation, cellular component: plasma membrane. NCBI's taxonomy places the organism in Eukaryota, Metazoa, Chordata, Lepidosauria, Squamata, Elapidae.
CAUGUUAAGCCUGUGGUUGGCCAGAAACAGUGGAGUCCUUUACCAAUCACAGCAUACCCCCAGUCAACGGCUCUAUUUCUGGGCUGAGGGUAGUUGCAGAGAACAGGUUGCCCUGUAAUUAUCAUUCUGUUUAGCAAACAGCCAAGCUGGUCAUUUACAACUGCCUGAUGCUUAAUUCCCCAUGGAGGAAACCUAAGGCAUCCAUCGUCAAGACAUCUCCCACCUUAGAUGCAGCUGAGCCCUUGGAGAAGCUGCCUCUUCUGUUGUGUGCGUGCUUGGCCCCUUUAGAACAGAACCAUGUCAAUUGCACACACGGCUGGCAAUUACAUGCUCUCGGAUGCGCUGCUGCCAGAGCCAAACAGGUCCAGGGCAAAAGGGCUUCACUUGGAGCUGCCAUGCGAUCGCAUCAUGAAGUUUGUCACAGUGGGGCUCCCACUCUUCUUGGUGUCUCUCAUGUUUGCCCAGGAAUUUUCCACUGGAUCCCAAAUCAGUUGCUUCUCUCCUGGCAACUUCACAGCAGAGCAGUCUCAUUUUGUUGAUGCCGUGUGCUGGGACUCCUUGCUUCGCUACAAUUCUGAACCUGCGAGGGAUGCUGCAUCCAAUUCCCUCUGGGUCUUCAAGGUCUUCCCAUAUUCUUUGCUGGUCAUUGCAGUUGCCAUGUAUCUGCCUUAUCUGCUGUGGAAGUAUGCAGCUGCCCCCUCACUCAACUGCGAUUUGUUCUUCAUCAUUGAUGAACUAGAUAAAUCCUACAAUCGUUCCAUCCGCUUGGUGCAAUACAUGGUGAAGCUCCAGCAAUCGGAAGAGGAUCCAGAGGAUUUUUGGGAGGAGCUUGACCUGGCUCGCAGUGAGAGAUACUUUGAGUUCCCUCUCCUGGAGAGAUACCUGACUUGCAAGCAACGUUCCCAUUACUUGAUCAUCAUUUACGUAUUGAGGAACCUCUUCCUCCUCUUUCUUCUGGCUGUCAGCUGCCUCUACUUGGGAUACUGUCACUUGCAGGUCUUUUUUCAUGAUAAAUUCAGAUGUUCAAUCAAGGAAGGGCUUCUCGAAGAAUCUGAUGUUCCAGACUGGAUUCCUUGCAAGCUGGUUUUCUUCUCCAUUUUCCAAGUUACCAGCAUCUGCCUUGGGUCUGUGUACAUCCUUCUGGGCCCAGUUGUCCUCUACCACCUGCUUCAGCUGUGUCAGUGGGACAAGCGGCUUCUGUCCAUUUAUGAAAUGCUGCCAGCAUUUGAUCUCCUGAGCAAGAAAAUGCUGACUUGCCCAUUUAAUGAUCUCAACAUCAUCUUACUCUUCCUGCGGGCCAACAUCUCCGAAGUCAAAUCUUUCAGUAGACUGAGCGUACUGAGUACUCUCAAGGAUAUUUCACCCAACAAAGAAAGCAUAGACACAGUCGUGGAUUUUAUGACCCUCCUUGCUGGCCUGCAGCUAGCAAAGCCAAAGCAUAAUUCCAAUGCCAACGAGAAUUUGCUCCAUCUUGAGAAUGAAGCUGAAAUGAAAUCUAUUUUGGAAACCAAAGAAAACUGACUCAGGAAUGGAUUCGAUAGAGCAGCAAAA